Messenger RNA from Paraphaeosphaeria sporulosa, 1310 nucleotides. Its product is annotated as DUF1000-domain-containing protein. The transcript has 3 exons. Bases 78 to 1079 code for a protein of 333 amino acids. Lineage: Eukaryota; Fungi; Ascomycota; Dothideomycetes; Pleosporales; Didymosphaeriaceae. The record is from RefSeq and is a predicted model, not a curated record.
CAACACGCGCUAGGGUCUCCGGACUUGUGUACGCAACAGACGCAUUCUCAUCCUCACCACCGAGCGAACACUACACCAUGUCGGGCUCUACCCAGAUAUCCUCGCCCGAGCAGCUGCGGACCCUGCUGUCCUCGUCGCGCAUCGUGGUCGUCAACUUCUACAACGAGUGGAACCCCGCCUGCAAGACCAUAUCCCCCGUCUACGACCAGCUGGCCGCUUCGCUGGCCCGCCCGGGCGUCGUUUCUUUCGCCAAGGUCAACGCCGAACAACAGACGCAGAUUGCGCAAAGCUAUGGCGCCACAAAUCCGCCCCUCUUCGUCAUCUUCAAGAACGGCAACCAGGUCUCCAAGUUUACCGGCACGAACCCCCAGCAGCUCUCGGACAACAUCAGGAAGCUUGCCGCCGAAGUCGAGUCGGGCGAGGGCGGAUUCGGGGAAGCAUCGGGUUCCAGCGGUGGUGCUGGAGGAUGGAGGGGCGCUGGCCUGCCCAGGGGGUACACAGAUGUUACGGACCAGGUAGACGUCCGCGGUCUGGACUUGCUGAACUCGGACAGUGAGUUUGGAGGCGUGCGAACGCUCUUCGACACCACGCAGCCGAGCAGCGCGGGCAAGGGCAAGGCAGCAGGCGAGUCCAAGAGAGACUGGGUCGAGAGCGAUGUUGACGAGCAGCUCAUGCUGUACCUGCCCUUCACGUCCACCCUCAAGGUCCACACCAUACAGAUCACCUCGUUCCCGCCUAAAGCCGACGACGACGAUGAUGAUGAAGAUGAAGUUCCACUUCGGCCGAAGACCAUCCACCUCUACACGAACCGCCAGCACAACCUUGGAUUCGAGGAGGCCGAAGACAUCGCGCCCACGCAGACCUUCGAGCUCCAGCCAUCCGAUUGGGACGAGAGCACCGGCACCGCGAAGCUGGAGCUGAGGUUCGUCAAGUUCCAAAACGUCUACUCCCUGGUGCUCUUUGUGGUGGAUGGCGAUGGUGACGGCGAGAAGACGCGCAUAGAUCGCAUUAGAAUCAUUGGAGAAUCCGGGGAGAAGCGUGAAAUGGGCAAGCUGGAGAAGGUCGGUGCUGACGAUUAAUGAUUCGACUUGAAUCAUUUGUUAUUUACGGAGUAUGUGCUCAUAUGACUUGACGGGGCUCAAGAUUUCCCCGUGCCCAGCCGGUAUUCCCAAUAAAAAAGAAAGCAUAGCUAGACAGGAUCUGAGGCGUUACGACGGGCAUAUAACGAGUAGUGUAGGAGCUUUCCACUUGGCGAGGGUCUUGUGUAUGAAUCGAUUGGUUGUGUGUUCGUGCAUCCAGCAUGCUUCACC